GCACCACAACGUAUGUCUGGGCAGCCAGCAGUGGUGCAGGCGUUUGAUGUGGCAGGAUGGUCGGCUCAGGGGUGCUGAGCUUUCCAGCCACGGGCGGGGGGACACAGGCAAUUGCAGCUGCAACAGCUGGGCACCCGGAUCAGAUAUCUCAGCUGGACGGGAGGCUCCAUGAGGGACUCAGCUGGGUGCAGGGCUCAUAAGAGCGGAGGACUGGUCGGAAUGCAACCCUCCCUGACUCAGCAGCAGCGCACAGGCGGGCUCACCCUGCCGGACUCUAGGGGGUCUUUCAGCAGAAGGAAGAGAAAUUCUGUUCUAGUCACCGUUUCACUUCUGAUUGUAUCCAUAUUAAUUCUGACUGUGGGUUUGGCUGCUACAACAAGAACUCAGAAUGUGACUGUUGGUGGUUAUUAUCCUGGGAUUAUUCUUGGUUUUGGAUCAUUUCUGGGAAUAAUUGGAGCAAAUUUAAUAGAAAAUAAAAGACAGAUGCUGGUUGCAUCAAUAGUUUUUAUCAGCUUUGGUGUUAUCGCAGCAUUCUGCUGUGCCAUAGUUGAUGGAGUGUUUGCUGCAAGGCAUAUUGAUGUAAGGCCACUUUAUGCAGGAAGAUGUCAGUAUCACAGCAAAGUGACUUCUUACAUUUCAGAUGACCACUUGUCAGAUGUUAUUUGUCAGGCUUUUCCUCGUGGUCCUUGUUCACUGAAAAUAAAGAGCAACACAUGCUAUUGUUGUGACCUAUACAACUGUGGAAGUCGCAUGGAGAUUUUGGGUGGUUACUAUGAAUAUGUAGAUGUCAGUAGCUGCCAAGAUGUCAUCCAUCUUUACCACUUGCUGUGGUCAGCAACGAUUCUGAAUAUAGUGGGAUUAUUUCUAGGAAUCAUCACAGCUGCAGUCCUUGGAGGCUUUAAAGACAUGAGUCCUACAGCUCCAACAGUCACCUGCCCUACAGAGCCAGCACCCCCACCAGCAACAUACAAUCCGAGACCACAGGUAACAGUCUUCAAUAAUUACUACCACAGUACCCCACAUCUCCCACCAUACUCAGCGUAUGACCUACAGCAUUCUAGUGCUUUUCUGUCAUCCACCCCAUCUGGUCUUUCAGAAGAUCCACAGUCUGUGUCACAAUCUGCUUCAGGCUAUAUGCGGCCAUCACAUGCACCUCCUCGGUAUAGUCCACCUUAUUUCCCACCAAAUGAAAAGCCUCCACCCUAUACACCUUAGUGAAUUUGUGGCACUGAAAGAUGAACACGUAAUGGAAAAGCAUUUUUACUGUGUGAGUUUUGGAAGAAAAGCAGAACUAAGGCCGGAGACUUUUGAAACAAUAUGAAAGUUUACAAAUAUGCACAGAAUGUUUAGCCUCAAGAACCAGUACAUUUGCACAGAUAUGUUUUUUUAUAUAUAUUGUUAGUCACACUGAUGUAUAUGUGGCAUGUUUUGCCAUUGCUUCACUACCCCAGCAUAUAACCAUGGAGAAAACCCAUCUGUUUGCUACGAAGAGAACACUGCAAAUUAGCGGUAUAUUGCUAAAGAAUGUAAGUUAAAUGAGUGAAACUUUAAUCAGAGACAGAGUCCAUUUUUGCCAGUUUAGAUGGUUUAAUUCACAGCUUUGCAAAUCUUUAUGCAAAAACUAUAGAUGCUGUAUUUAUUCUAAUGAGUCUAAUAAUACACUGACAUUUUUUUUUUCAUUUCUACAGUUAGUUCAUAAUUGGGUAUUUUGGCUAGAGAUGAGCAUCAAUUCUGUUUCACAUUUUCAACUGACUCUCCAUCAGUCACAUAUUUAGCAGUAACUGACUGGCCAAGACCUAAACAGGAUCUGCACAGAAAGUAAAGUUAGUCAUGACUGCUAUGUAAUCAGCUGUUCUUGUGUAAGUACAUUCAGUAUUAUGAGACAGUUGUUUCCACAGACAAGUACAGUUGAUGUUAAGCAGUGAGUGUAGGUCAGUAGCUAACCUUCAAAUGCUGCUAACAUUGAUCCUAACAUUACUAACGCAAUUUUUAAAUGAAUGGCUACAUUUACAGUACAAUUUUUUAGAUGAUUCUAGCCACGUAUACAGAGAUUAUCGACGGAUUGAGAGAAAUGAAGUAGCAGUAAGAAAUCAGCUGCACAUUAAUAUCUUGAGUGUGACAUUUUACCUCAGAGGUGUAAAGCAAAACAAGUGCUUUCAUGCAGAGUAAAGAAUCUAUAAGUUAAGUUAACCUGCAAUGCCUAUAAUAAAGUAAUGGACAAAAAAAGUAAGGCAUCGUUAUGUAAAUAUACACAAAAUAUUUCAAGACCUAGUCAAAGUCUGAAGUUAUCAAAAGUAAGUACUUGUCAGGCAGCAGUAUUCAUUAUUUUAACUUUUCUGUCUGUAUGCUAAAAGACGUAGUAGGUAAGGGGUUAAUUUGACUCAUUGCUAGACCAUUAAUAGAAGUAGCAAUACUAUGCUGAAUGUGUUUUUUACUAAGAAAUUGAGCUCCAUAACCAAAGCCUCUCCAGUUUUGCUGAGUUCUGGUAUCUUACUACAUAUAUCUAUGGUAUUACAGAAUGUAAUGCUUUGGGUGACUGCUUACAAAUAGUGUAUCAAAAAAAGCUUUGUAUCACUUUACAGAUUCACAACAAAUACAAACAAAACAUGCAAGAUCAAAAAUACAUAGGAGUAGAGAAUAAAAUAAAGACAACUCUGUACAGUUUGUGACACUAGGUCUUAUAGGUUUUAUAUUAAGUCGAAAUGUCACCCGGAGAGACUUUGUCUAAUAGUAACAGAAAGAAAAGAUAAAGUAACAAUAAAAUCAUGGGGAGAGAGGGAAGGGUGUGGAACUGAAAGGAUAAUUUUCACGUGAGGGGGUAAUGAUAAUGAAAGGUAGCCACACCAGAAAGGAUGAUGCACGAGAAUCACCUUGGAGUCAUUAACCCAUGGACUGAGAGCAGCUCCUAAAACCAAAAGGAGGCCCUCAUGAAGAAGCUGAGCUAUAUAUGCAGCAGCAGAAAAAUAUUUAGACUUGCCUGUCAAAAGAAGCAGGCACUAGACAGGAGAUGGUAUUAAACCAGCUGAGAUCUUUUCACAGAGAAGUUUCACAUUUGAGUUUAUCUGUUUUACUUAUUUAUUACUUUAAAUGAACAGAAUGAUCCAAAAUUGUCCAUUUUAACCUCAACCCCAAGGCAAAGGCAGUAGGUUGCAAUCCAAGGUCUCAGAGUAUACAAUGCACACAGAAUGAAGCUAUAAUACACAGCAUAAAUUAAUAAGAAUUGAUUUGAAACCAUUCAAUAACACAAGACACAUUACAAUUCCACAAAGAUACUGCAUAUAUAUAAUAGGUUUAAAAUGUAUACAAGAGUUAACAUUUAAACUUUUUCAGCAGAGUCUACCUGGUCCAUUUAGUAGUAGUGUUGCUUCAAGGAGGAGGGCAGGCAAUAUAUAAACCUCAUUAAAAACAGCAGCAUUUACCCUUACUCUCAAGCAAAGGAAAAUGGCUUUAUAAAUGUGAUGAGGGUCACAGUUCAUCUGAUUGCAGUUGGAAAGGCAUCACAUGAAAAGACCAAAUAUAGAGAAGGGAUUGUCCCCUCUCAAGAUUAUUCAUUGGAGAUCAGAGUAUGAAUGCAACCUUUUGGAUGGACCUAAGGUCCUAGUUGGUCUCCCUAUAUUGCAUGUCUGAAGGAGGAACUAGUCCGGCAACUGCAGUUUGACAAUUAAAGACAUGAUGAUCAUAAUGUAAGAUCAGUCUUUUAUCAGAAAGCAAAGGGGCCUUCUAAAGGGAUGCAGUAAUGUUUGAGGGAUAUGGUCAGCAGAGUAAACUGCACUUGUUUUUCAAUAAUCCCCUGAAGGAGGAGACUAUUAUUAUUACUGGAAACAUAUGAAAUAAACUGGGGAUCAUACUGUAAAAUAUGGACUCUCUCCUCAACAGUUGCACAUGCCCCUGAACAGAUAAAUAUAGUUAGCCUGUAGCAAAGUCACAGCUUGGCUAUGAUGCUCAAUAAAGGAAAGGGCCUGAUGUAGCCAAUUCUCAAAGUAUUUGAAAUGGUGGGGGGGUGCUCUGAUUGGUCACACUUUUCAAGCCACAGACCUCCAAUGUCAGGGCUACAUUUUUAAUCCAUUAGUCCCAAAGAGUACAGACUGUAUCCUUGUCAUGUUUAUAGUGAGGCAUUUACAUAUGAACCAUUGCUGCAAAUUAGUAAGCUUAUUUUUUAGGAGGUUCUGUAUAAAAUCAGGGGAUACACAUGACCUAAAAGUCACAAUUUCAUCAACACAGAAAACAAAAAGAAGCCUGGGUAGGUCAACUGAAUGGUGACUAGCAGAAAGUAAGACUACAAAACAGAACUGUGUGGAACACCAGAUAAAAAAAUAGGCAGUUAGAAUGGUAUGACCACCAACUUUCACAACAGAUAAUCCAGUAUACAGAGGCUAAAGCCAGGUGCAAGACAGAUUAUGGGCAAAGGUGUGCAGCAGAAGAAUGUGAUCCAGUGAACCAGCACUCCGAGUCAAAGCCACAAACGCUGCCCCAGUGAUUAUCCUCCCCAUCCCUCACUGUAAGCAUAUUAUUCAUGAAGAGCCACAAAGCGGUCAUUAUGUUGCGUCCAGCUCUAAAGCCGCACCUUUGACAUUUGUGAAAAUGUUUCAGUUACUUCACUCUCCAUUUGACUACAGUAGAGAGUCGAUUAGCGAAAUGAAUUGGAACCUAGGGCAGUUCGGAUAAUCAAACAUAUAAUUGAACCAGCUAAAAAACUUCUAAAAUCUUUUUUUCUGCAAUCAGGAAUACACUUUUCAACCAUUUAGUGACCCCAGUGGACAAUAAAGAAUAUUUUUCACACACAAGCUGUCUACAAGCUCAAAAAAACAUGCUUGAGCGAAUAUGUAUAAUGUUUACAUUUUCAGACUCUGAUUUUUCCAACCCGAAGACUUUGGAAGGCUGGUUCUGAUAAUUGACUUUGCAGAUAAUCAACUCUCUGCUGUAUAAAACUUUGAAAUGGAAUGCAUUAACAAAGUGUAUUGUACUGUUUAUGAUGUUAAAUUAAAAGAAUCAGUUCACUGAGGACAACUGCAA
Messenger RNA from Protopterus annectens (West African lungfish), 5013 nucleotides. RefSeq names its product transmembrane protein 255A (gene TMEM255A). The transcript has 9 exons. NCBI's taxonomy places the organism in Eukaryota, Metazoa, Chordata, Ceratodontiformes, Protopteridae. The coding region runs from base 169 to 1215 and encodes 348 amino acids. The record is from RefSeq and is a predicted model, not a curated record.